AUGGUUUUACACAACAAUAAAUGGGAUAAAAAGGCAAAGAGAAGGUAUUUGGCAAAGAAGAAGAAAGCAUUACUGAAUGAAAACUCAAAUAAAGAAUCUAAUGCCAACAAUCAAGCGAACGAUAUAAACAAUGCAGAUGAGGAGCAAACAAACGAUAAUCAAUCUGAUAAUCAAUCUAAUCAUGAUUCUGACAACAAGUCUGGCACUGAAGUUAAUAACGAUCUUGAUAAUGAAGUUGAUAACAGAGAUAUCCCUUUUGAAGAAGAUGAUCUUGAAGAAUCACUUCACUAUCUUUCUUUGGCUAAAUCCAAAAUCCAGACAAAAGUUGAAGGAGACUCGACGAUUAAAUCUCAAAUAGUGGGCAAAAAACCAAACAAAUAUGAAAAACGAAACCAAAUAAACAAAGCAAAAUUUGACUCUUAUGGUUCUAACCAGAAGAAAGCGAACGAUACCCACACUGUUUUAUCGAAAGAAGAGGAAGAGCACUUUGCACAACUACAAGAAAAAAUAAAAAGACAAAAGCUUCUCGACGAUCUCAAGAAGAAGUUCUCGCCUGUGGACAGUAGAAGUUCUGAAUUAGUGUUCAGGUCAAGAAACAAGUCAAAUGGUAAAGUGAUGAGACUUGAUUCGAAAUCCAAAAUAUUGGUUAAAGAUGACUCCAACGAAAAAAGGGACAGAGAGCAGAUCGAUUUGCUAAUCAGCGAGUCCUUGGCCAGUUCGCAGAAAGCCAGGAAACACGAGAACUUUGAGCAGGACUUGAAGGAUUUGUUGAAUGUGAACGUCGCCGGUGAGCGUCCCACAAGCAACAGAAGCACCAGCACUACAAGCCUGCUUGGGGCUGGUGCGCUUCCACAACAACCAGACCUGGACUUUUUGGACAAGCUCCUAAAUCUGAACCAGCACUGUGGGUCUCCUGCACAUCUCAGCAGCCGAACGUGCUCACCACCGCUUCGGCAAUUGCAGCACGUGCAGCAUGCGCAGCUCGAGGACCUUCUCCGGCCGUAG
Molecule: messenger RNA, 1005 nt
Organism: Ascoidea rubescens DSM 1968
Lineage: Eukaryota; Fungi; Ascomycota; Saccharomycetes; Ascoideales; Ascoideaceae
Exons: 1
Coding region: 1-1005 (334 amino acids)
Source: RefSeq, a predicted model, not a curated record